AUGGACUCAGUACCUGCCACUGUAUCUUCUCUCCCCGAUACCCUGGGGGACUGGGAACUUCUGGGACCCCUGUCGGUGCUCUACACAGCCUUCAUAGCCAAGCUGCUGGAGCUAGUUUCUACAUUGCCUGAUGAUGUUCAGCCUGGGCCUGAUUUUUAUGGACUGCCAUGGAAACCUGUACUUAUCACUGCCUUCUUGGGAAUUGCUUCAGUUGCUGUUUUCUUCUGGAGAACUAUCCUUGUUGCAAAGAGUAGAGUAUAUCAAGUCACCGAACAGCAGAUUUCUGAGAAGGUGAAGAUUAUUGUGAAAGAAAAUACAGAACUUGUACAGAAAUUGUCAAAUUAUGAGCAGAAGAUCGAGGAAUCAAAGAAACAUAUUCAAGAAACCAGGAAACAAAAUAUGAUUCUCUCUGAUAAAGCCAUUAAAUUUAAGGAUAAAAUCAAGACACUUGAAAAAAAUAAUGAAAUUCUGGGUGACAGAGCUAAAAAUCUUCGUGUUAUGUUAGAAUCUGAGAGAGAACAGAAUGUCAAGAAUCAGGAUUUGAUAUCAGAAAACAAGAGCUCUAUAGAGAAGUUAAAACAUGAUAUUUCCAUGAAUGCUUCAGAAUUUUCAGAGAUUCAGAUUGCACUUAAUGAAGCUAAACUUAGUGAAGAGAAAGUGAAGUCUGAAUGCCAUCAGGUUCAAGAAGAAAAUGCUAGGCUUAAGAAGAAAAAAGAGCAGUUGCAGCAGGAAAUUGAAGACUGGAGAAAAUUACAUGCUGAGCUCAGUGAGCAAAUCAAAUCAUUUGAGAAGUCUCAGAAAGAUUUGGAAGUAGCUCUUACUCACAAGGAUGACAAUAUUAAUGCUUUGACAAAUUGCAUUACACAGUUGAAUCAAUUAGAGUGUGAAUCUGAAUCCGAGGGUCAAAAUAAAGGAGGAAAUGAUUCAGAUGAAUUAGCAAAUGGAGAAGUGGCAGAUAACAUCAUCUUUUGUUUUUUAGGUGACCGGAAUGAGAAGAUGAAAAAUCAAAUUAAGCAGAUGAUGGAUGUCUCUCGGACACAGACUGCAAUAUCGGUAGUUGAAGAGGAUCUAAAAUGUUUACAAGUUAAGCUAAAAGCCUCCAUGUCCACUAAAUGUAACCUGGAAGACCAGAUAAAGAAAUUGGAAGAUGACCGCAACUCACUGCAAUCUGCCAAAGAUGGACGGGAAGAUGAGUACAGAACCCUGAGGCAGAAGGUGGAGAUUCUGAAUGAACUGUAUCAGCAGAAGGAGAUGGCUUUGCAAAAGAAAUUAAGUCAAGAAGAGUAUGAGCGACAGGAAAGAGAGCAGAGGCUAUCAGCUGCCAAUGAAAAGGCAGUUUCGGCUGCAGAGGAAGUAAAAACUUACAAGUGGAGAAUAGAAGAAAUGGAGGAUCAAUUACAGAAAACAGACUGGUUAUUUAAAAACCAGAUCAUUACCCAUGAGAAGAAAGCUCAUGAAAACUGGCUCAAAGCUCGUGCUGCAGAAAGAGCUAUAGCUGAAGAGAAAAUGGAAGCUACCAGCUUGAGACACAAAUUAUUGGAAUUAUCGCAAAAGAUGACAUUGCUUCAAAAAGAACCUGUGAUUGUAAAACAAAUGCCGAGAAGACAAAAUACAAAAAACCAUCCCCAGAGAGGUCCUGUGAGCCAAAAUGGCUCCUUUGGCCCAUCCCCU
Saimiri boliviensis boliviensis (Bolivian squirrel monkey) is the source of this 1671-nucleotide messenger RNA. Lineage: Eukaryota; Metazoa; Chordata; Mammalia; Primates; Cebidae. The record is from RefSeq and is a predicted model, not a curated record.